GGCACGUUUUCCUCCUGCAGCGGCAGCAUGGACCAGACGGGCUGUGGAUGUUAGAGGAGAUAUGUCCGUAGAGAUGGUGGAGGUCUCCAUGAAAGCAGCAGAGCCGCUCCGGCCCACGGGCGUCCUCCAGCAGAACCGGGUCUUCCUGGACUUCUUCUGGGACCUGGCCAAACCGGAUCAGGAGGUCCGACUGAACGCGAUAGAAAACCUGAUCCAGUACCUGAAAACAGAAAACAAGGCCGAUGAGUUGGACUACACCUUUAAACGUCUGGUGGACGGACUGGCUCACACACGGGAGACGGCGAGACCUGGAUUCAGCCUGGCUCUGGGACAGGUCUUGAGUGCCUUUGAAGACGUCUCCCUGCAGAGUAUCCUCGACAGGAUUAAAGAAAAGCACGACUUGCAGGCGGUGAAAAAGAAACUUUCCAGAAAUGCUAUGUUUGGGAACUUGUUUGGCGUCCUCGCCCUGCACCAGUCCGGACGCCUCUCUAAAGAGCCUCAGGUGGUGUUGGGAUGUGUCCAUCUGCUUCAGAACCUCAGCCAGAACAAACAGCACCUGAAGGACCUGCCCAGCAAGACCAUGAUGGACAUCCUCUCUGAGAUCCCUGAGGAGGUGUUUGAGGAGGUCCUCCUGAGCUCUCUGCAGACUGACCUGGCGUCGGCCUUCAGGACUCCGGAGCAGCUGCAGCUGCUGCUGGUGGCGCUGCAGCGUUUCCCACAGACGCUCAAACCCAAGAAACUGAAGAAGCUGCUGGGCUCCGCCACCAUCAUUAACGCCGACAACAUCCCCAAGCUGACGGAGGUGUUGAAGAUGGCGACCUUCUCCGUGAAGAAGGAGCGCAUCCUGCCAGCGGUGGCCCUGGACCUUCUGAAGCUCUCUCUGAAGGAAGGCAGCUUCCAGCUCUUCUGGAAUAAAGCCAUUAUCCAGGGGAUGUUAAAGGACCAGGCCGGGCCGUCUCACUACCUGUGCUUCCGUCUGCUGGGCAGCGCCCUCCCUCUGCUGUCGCUGCCCCAGCUGAAGGAGGUGUUGUCUGGAGAGGUGAUGAUACAAUACGGGAUGCACGUGGUGUCGGCUCAGAAACCGGACCGCUUCAAGCUGGCCCCAGAGAUGGACACCUACGUCUCUGACUUCAUGGCGGGCUGCCGGGACUCAGACAAACAGCUGGCGGUGAUGGUGGCGUUCUCCUCGCUGACGGACCUGGGCUACCCCGUGGUGCCGUCCGUGUGGAGGGUGGUGCAGUACCUUCAGCCCGCAGCCCUGCAGAGCUACGUGGACUGGCUGAAGAGCAUGUUCCUGCAGCCUCGGAUGGACGAGCUGCUGGAGACUCGCAAGCAGAAGGACGAAAAGGAGAAGCAAGAGAACGUAUUCCGGCUGAGGAAGUGGAUCGCUGCUCGGCUCGCCUCCAUCAUCGACAACCACAGCGUGAAGAAGAAGGAGGAUCUCAUGAUGGACGUGUCCAGGUUUGUCUUUUUCCACGCUUUCUUCAGCACCAAGAAGUCCUCCGCCGACAUCGCAGAGACGAAGGCGACGCUUUCGGUCCCACUGGAUGAUAAAACCAGAGGAGUGCUUGUCAACACUUUCUUCGGACUCCUCAUGUCCUUGCACCACAUGCCGCAAUCCGACGACUCGGCCGAAGGCGCCGCCGUCAACCAGAAGCGGGUUCUCGGCGUGACGGCCGACGGCACCAUGUGGAUCUACCACCUGGUUCAGUAUGCACAAGUCCUGCUCAGCCAGCCAAAAUUCGUCCAGAGCAGCCGGCCCUUCAGUCCUGAGCAGAGACAGGCCUGGGACAGCAUGUUGGAGUCGGUGGCAAACCUGAAGAAGAAAGCAAAGAAAGGGCCGACAGCAGAGAGCAGUGCCUUCCAGCAGCUUUUCCUGUUGGUCGGCUUGCAUCUCUUCAAGGCCCCCGAAGAGCUGCUAGACAUCAUGAAAGACCUGCAGAGCUGUGUGGACAAAGCUCAGGAAAAGAAAGCCAAGAAGAAAAAGAAAAAGGCAGCGGAGCAGGAGCAGGAGGAGCCCGAGUGGGUGGAGGUGAUGGUGGACAUCCUGUUGUCCCUGUUGUCCCAGCAGAGCCGACACAUCAGACAGGUCUGCAAGACGGUCUUCUCCUCCAUCUGCCCCCACGUCAAUGCGGCCGCCCUCACGGCUAUCUUAGACGUUCUGGACCCGGAGAAGGACGACGAGGACGCUGUGGUUGUCACUGAUGACACAAAAACAAAGGAUGACGAUGAUGAUGAUGAAGAGAUGGAGGAGGACAAGUCUGACGACUCGGACGAAGAUGAAGCAAUGGAGGAGGAGGAAGACGACGACGACGAGGAGGAUGAUGAUGAGGAGGAGGAUGAUGAUGAAGAGGAGGAGGAGGAAGAGAUGGAAGGCCAACAAGUCGACCAAAAUUUCCGCCUGGAGCUGAUGAAAGUUCUUCAGAAGCAGAACGCUCUGGCCACGGAGCAGGACGCCAGCAGUGAUGAAGAUCUGGAUGACGACGCCAUGAUGAAGCUGGAUAAGGGCCUGGCGGCGCUGUUCUCAGAGCAGAAGAAGAAGACGCAGGCCAAGAUGGACGAGAGGACAAAGCUCCAGAAAGAGAGGGCGCUGGUCCGAGACUUUAAGAUCAAGGUGUUGGACCUGGUGGAAGUGUUCGUGGCUCGGCAGGCCGGCAGCCCCCUCGUGCUCGGUUUGGUGGAGCCUCUGCUGACCCUCAUCGAGAGAGGAAUGAGCUCCGGCAGCGAACAGCAGGAGCAGGACUUCCUCCGUCGAGCUGCAGACAUCUUCAGGAACCAGCUGUGCAGAUCCAAAGUUUACUGCAGGACCGCUGGUGACAGACAGGGGGAGCUCCACGACCUGCUGGAAAAGCUGAUGACAAAAACCCAGAAACUGUCCGACUCCUCCGUCUGCCUCUACUACUUCAGUGCGUCUCUGUAUGUGGUGAAAGUGCUGCGAGGAUCUUUAUCUACUGAGACCAAAGAGGAGCAGACGGCUGCAGCGAACGACUUGAGGUUCAUGGGGAACGUGGACGUGGAUCGGGUCUCGACGCUCUUCAGAGACGCCCUGUGCUCCUUCAUGAGCAGGAGGAAGAGCCCCCUGACCUCCCAGAUGUUCACCGACAUGUUCACCAGGUUCCCCGUUUUAUGUGUGAACCUGUUGGACACGGCCGUGCAGCACAUCACAUCCGGGGUCAGAGAACAUCAACAGGGCCAAGCGUGUGUGUUGGUGUUGCGGGCGAUGCAGAGCAGGGAGGUUCAGCAGCUGCUGAGUGGUCCUCAGUGGACAGAGCUCUGUGAGAAGGUCUCGGAGCAGCUGGCAGCGAGUCUCCAGAGCGUCGGUCCAGCUGAGAGCAAGGUAGCGAAGGAGAAGGUGCUGAAAGUCCUGGAGCUGUGUCAGUUCCUGGUCAAACACGUCCACCAGCAGAAGCUGUCUGUGGAUCUGGAUCCUCUUCAGAAAGUCCUGCAGCCGCUGACCGGCACCAUCGCUUUCAAGAAGACCGGCAAGAUGGAGGACACCUACUGGGCUGUGAUGAGGCACUUUGGAGUGACCAAACCCAAAGUUGAAAAGACGAAGCCUGACAAGGACGCGGCCCAGGAGUCGGCUCCCAAUAAGAAGAAAGGUUUCCUGCCAGAAUCAAAAAAACGCAGCAAGCGUAAAAAGUCUUCUUCAGAGGCGGCGGCGGAGGGGGCAGCGACCGACAAGUCGUCCUCCACAGACAAGCCGGAGAAAGGACAAGCCAAAAAGAAACGUGACAAGAAAGCCAAGCAGAAACGGGCGGCCGACGGCGCGGCCGCUUCACAGCCCAACCCGGCCAAGAAGAGCAAAACAGAGUCUGAGAGCACGGCGGCCAAGAAGAAGAGGAAGAAGAAGAAACCCAAACAGAAGAAAGGAGGAGGAGGAGGAGGGCAGAUUUAAAGUGGACGCUGCUAUUUAAAAUGGACACAAAGAAGCUUUUGUAAUUUCCCUUUAAAAGAUCACGUUUAUGUUAAGUUUCAUUGCAGUUUACUUGGCUGCCGCUCCAGUCCUGAUAGUCUGAUGUGUUUCAGUGUGAGAUUACUGAUGUGUGGGAAGUGAGUUGAGAAAGAUUAUUUUUUGUUUUUCUAAAUGUCUUCUACAAUAAAUGUACUUCUCCUCCUGGAAGUCUUCAAAUCUGCA
Mugil cephalus (flathead mullet) is the source of this 4138-nucleotide messenger RNA. It is a transcript of the gene mybbp1a, whose product is annotated as MYB binding protein (P160) 1a. The transcript is spliced from 27 exons. Gene Ontology annotation, biological process: regulation of DNA-templated transcription. Gene Ontology annotation, cellular component: nucleolus. Gene Ontology annotation, molecular function: RNA binding; sequence-specific DNA binding; transcription corepressor activity. The record is from RefSeq and is a predicted model, not a curated record. Lineage: Eukaryota; Metazoa; Chordata; Actinopteri; Mugiliformes; Mugilidae. The coding region runs from base 62 to 3898 and encodes 1278 amino acids.